UGGGGCGUCGGCCAUCGCGGGAGCCACGCGGACUACGCGUUCCAAAUCCUUAACAGCAUCCGCCGAAUUAAGUCUGUGUGCACGUACGUGUAGCCGCCGCCGCAGAUAGUACACCGGCUAUCUAUCCAUCUAUCUACUCAGCUUUGCGUCCUCCCGCGAAUUCACCGCAGCAAUGGCGUCCCUCGUCGCCGUCCAGCCUGUCGCCGUGAAGGGCCUCGCCGGCAGCUCCAUCUCCGGCAGGAAGCUCGCCGUCAGGCCGUCGCCCCGGGCGCUCUGCCGCACCACCCGCAGGCCGCGCGCCGCCGUGGUGGCCAAGUACGGCGAGAAGAGCGUCUACUUCGACCUCGAGGACAUCGGCAACACCACCGGGCAGUGGGACCUGUACGGCUCCGACGCGCCGUCGCCGUACAACCCUCUCCAGAGCAAGUUCUUCGAGACGUUCGCGGGGCCCUUCACCAAGAGGGGGCUCCUGCUCAAGUUCCUGCUGCUCGGCGGCGGAUCGCUGGUGGCCUACGUCAGCGCGUCGGCGUCGCCAGACCUGCUUCCGAUCAAGAAGGGCCCGCAGCUGCCGCCGACGCCCGGCCCACGCGGCAAGAUCUAAAUUAAAUUCCUCGUCUCUGCCUCACCUUCUUCUUGAUCCGAUCCAUCCAUGCAAAUCCUCUGUACUGUACUGCUAGUCCCCCAUGGCCGGAUCGCCAUGGAUUAAUUCCCCCUGUUUAUGAUGUUGAUAUAAUUGUACUAUUCCUAUGGCUAUAUAAGUUGUAAAGGAUCCAAUUCGAUGCUGCAUGCGACGUACUGCGAUCCCAUGUGUUCGGUUUUAA
Molecule: messenger RNA, 821 nt
Organism: Oryza sativa Japonica Group (Japanese rice)
Lineage: Eukaryota; Viridiplantae; Streptophyta; Magnoliopsida; Poales; Poaceae
Source: RefSeq, a predicted model, not a curated record